Pleurotus ostreatus (oyster mushroom) is the source of this 1248-nucleotide messenger RNA. RefSeq lists its product as uncharacterized. Gene Ontology annotation, biological process: plasma membrane lactate transport. The coding region runs from base 1 to 1248 and encodes 415 amino acids. The record is from RefSeq and is a predicted model, not a curated record. Gene Ontology annotation, molecular function: secondary active monocarboxylate transmembrane transporter activity. Gene Ontology annotation, cellular component: plasma membrane. Lineage: Eukaryota; Fungi; Basidiomycota; Agaricomycetes; Agaricales; Pleurotaceae. The transcript has 16 exons.
AUGACCACGGCAAUCACCCUUACCCUGCUCUUCCGUCCUGUCGGUGCCAUAAUCUUUGGUCUACUUGCUGACCGCUUUGGACGCAAGUGGCCUCUUGUUGCGGAUCUUGCCAUUAUUGCGGUCUUGCAAGUUGGAACGGGCUUCGUCACCACAUUCUCCGAGUUUCUGGCCGUCCGGUCGUUAUUUGGGAUGGCAAUGGGUGGCAUCUGGGGAUUGGCAAGUGCUGCUUCUAUGGAAAAUAUGCCGGUCGCGUCUAGAGGCCUUUACUCCGGGUUUAUGCAAGUUGGAUAUCCUGGUGGAUAUCUAGUCGCAUCUAUCGUCAACCUCUAUCUAGUCCCUGAAAGCCCUCAGACUUGGCGCUCGAUUUUCUGGGUCGGAGCUGGAUUAAGUGCUUUCGCGGCCUUUAUCCGUAUGCUUUUACCCGAAAGCGCAAUAUUCCAGCGAGCCCGUGUGAGGAACAUAUCUACAUCGAAGGCCACUGCAUUGUUUGCACGCUCUGUGACCGUAAUGCUAAGGGAGCAUUGGGGAAUAUGGAUAUACGGCAUUUUGCUAGCAACUGGCCUGAACUUCCUUGCUCACAGCUCUCAAGAUCUAUACACUACCUUCAUGCAGAAGAGCAAAGGCUUCUCUCCCUUCCUUGCCACCCGGGCCAAUAUCGUCGGCGAAACAGGGGCUGUACUAGGGGCUCUCUUAGGAGGAUACAUCAGUCAAUUCUUGGGACGAAAGAACACCUUAAUCUUAUCCAUCAUAUGGUGUGCAGGGUUUAUUCCUCUAUGGGUUUUACCAAGCUCAUGGACAUCGUUGAGUGUUGGAGCAUUCUUUUUUCAAGCGGGGGUGAACAUCGCUUGGGGGAUGGUAGCUGCAUACCUCAAUGAGCUCGCACCUCCUGCCUUCCGUGGCUUGUACCCAGGAACAGUCUACCAACUCGGUAAUGCAGCUAGUAGCGCUGCAUCGCAGAUCGAGGCUACAGCAGGUCUCACUAUUCGGAAGCAAGUUCAAGGCGUCGACCAACCAGAUUAUGGUACUGUCCAAGCCAUCAUGGCUGCUGCCUCUGGUGCGCUCGUCCUUGGAUGCGCGUUGUUUGGCCCAGAAAAUCAUUCUGUAGAUUUGAAUGAGGCCAAGACAGCUAUCGAAGAGGAAGGCGCAAAUAUCGACCGAUCAUCAAGCAACAUCGUGGACGACAUGAAAGUUGACGACAAGCACGUCGAGCACACAACUACCUACGCCACCGCGGCACACGUCGUGUAA